AAGAUCCUGGAAGUUUUUGUGGCCUUCAACCGCUUUGGCAAGGACUUAUUGAGAAGAUUACUAAGGUGAUGUUGCUUGGGGGGAAAUGAUCAAUUCACUGUAGACAAUAUCAUGAAAGUUAAUUACAGAAGACUUCAGCAGUUUUGGGGAUAUGGACUUACAUAUUGAGGGAUGCCAAGGAAGCAAAGAAUACCAGAUUUCUUUGUUUGUGAAAGAGGCAAAGAAUACCAGAUAAUAGCAUUUUGGUCUUCACCAGUUCCUACAUCCUACACUGCUUUCCUCUCUCACAGCCAACUUUUUCUUCUUUCCUCCUUUUGCCAGUCGCCUGGAUCUACAAUCUGGAAGGUUGUUUUUCUACUGGACUCAAGGUGCAUCUAGGUAUUUACUAAAGUUGGAAGAACUUUAGUUAGAAAGCAAGCAAAACAACUAAAGAAGAUGGUGUUCUUAGAUGCUGAAAGCAUCAAGAAGCUAUGGGAUACAUGGAACAUUAGAGGACUGAUUAUGCUAAGCCUCUUGGUGCAGUCUUUUUUAGUUCUGUUUGCAUCCAUGAGGAAACAAAAAGGGGGAAAAUGGGUUGCCAUGAUAUGGGUGGCAUACUUGCUUGCAGACUGGGUUGCUACAUUUACUAUUGGACUCAUCUUACGCACUGGAAGUAGUGACAUCUUGGUUUUAUGGGCACCCUUUCUUUUGUUGCAUCUUGGUGGCCGUGACAGCAUCACCUCCUACUCUCUGGAGGAUAAUGAGUUAUGGCUUAGACACUUGCUUGGGCUUUUGUUACAGGUUGGAUCAACUAUAUAUUUUAUCCUUCAGUCUUUCUCACAAAACAAGCUUUGGCUCCCAACCCUCCUAGUGUUACUAUCAGGCAUAAUCAAAUAUGCAGAGCGGAACUAUGCUUUUUAUCUUGCAAGCUUUCAGCGUUUUGGUGAAAAUUGGGUGGAACAUUUCAAAAAGUUGGGAACUGCAGAUUCCGGGCCUGAUGUAUUGGCAGAUGAUUAUUUGCAGCCAAUUUUUGUUGAUUCCGAUCCCAAGUCGAUAUUACAAGCUGCAGCUUACUUGUUUGGAACUAUCAGGAGGCCUCUUCUUGGCUCCUUUUUAUCUAAAUCUGAACGUGCAAUGGGUUUUGCAGCAUUUGGAAGCAACAAUAAGGAUUUUUUUGCAAACGAUGCUCUCCUAAAGAUGGAAAUUCAGCUAAGCCUAUUGUAUGAGGCUCUCUACACCAAGUUACCUGUGAUUGUUUCCAAGGCUGGGUGCGUCAGUCGCAUCUUGAACUUGAGUUGCAUCUUGGGAGCCUUGUUGUCAUUCUCAUUAAUGAAGAAGCACUACGAGUUGGAGGAGUUUGAUGCCUGGCUAACCUAUGGGUUGUUGAUCGGAGCCUUGACUUUGGAUUUCAUAUCUAUCAUUUUUCUUGUGUUCUCCGACUGGUUUGUUUUUGCUAACUUCAAUAUUUUGCGAUACUUCCGCAACUUGGGAUCCAGAUUGGAGGCUACAGUUGUCAAGAGGCGCAGGUGGUCUAACAAAAUUCCCCAAUUAAAUUUUAUUACUUAUAGUUUUAAGGACUAUCCAAACUGGUUGAAUUCAUUGGCUAUUUUUCUUCCUUUGAGGAGUUUUUUAAAAGCUAUAAAAGUACUUCGAUGUCUUUCCUCCCAUAAUUUUGGAGAAGACCCACAGUACUGGCGCCGUAUUUUUGAGGAUGUCGUGUACGUUCACAGGGAACUGCGUGAACAACUCAUACAAGAUUUCCUUGGCGUAGAAGAUGGGCCUGGUUUUUCAGAUGCGCUUUUAAGCAAGCAUAUAGCCACCGAAUUAUCCAUCCAAGAAGAAAAUUUCCAGAGAUCUUCAUCUGGGAGUACUGAUAAUGACAGAAAAAUUUGCAAGCUAAUUGCAGAUUAUAUGCUUUACUUUAUGAUGAUGGAGCCUGCUACAAUGACCACUGUGUCGAACAAUUGGGAGAAAGUGUUUAAAGACACAUAUGAGCAUACUUGGUCAAUUUUAGGCCGGAGUUCAGUCUCAAAUGAAAAGGAUGCCAGCAGAAAAAUUCUUUCAGCUAACAUUGACAACCAUAAGAGGGAGGAUCUAGCCGCAUCAACGUUACCUAAAGCACAAGAUUUAGCCAGGAAACUCAAGAACGGGACGUAUUCCUGGGAGAGAUUGAGAGAAGAAUGGGUUUUCCUAAUGUGUUAUGCUGCGCGUAGAUGUAGGCCAAACGUGCAUUCACAACUACAAAGUAAGGGCGGAGAACUACUCACCUUCAUCUGGCUGUGUAUGGCUAAUUACUCAAUGAAAGUGUAUGGCUAAUUACUCAAUCAAAAUGCAUGGCCUAGUCGCUGGAUAAAGAUUGAUUCUUAGCUACCACAUCGAUCACCUUUGGUUCUUAUGUGUAUAUUUUUUCUUGAUUUGUGUGCUUUUUUUUCUCUUGAUUUGUGUGUAUUUUUUCAAUUCUUCCUUUUACAUAUGUACAAGUGGUCCUCACCCAGCUUCGCAGAAGUAUUGGUAACUCAAUUUAGCAAUUUAUUGAGUAUAAAUAAGAUGUUUACAU
Molecule: messenger RNA, 2536 nt
Organism: Rubroshorea leprosula
Lineage: Eukaryota; Viridiplantae; Streptophyta; Magnoliopsida; Malvales; Dipterocarpaceae
Source: the annotation of a GenBank genome assembly